Messenger RNA from Strongylus vulgaris, 396 nucleotides. The record is from the annotation of a GenBank genome assembly. Lineage: Eukaryota; Metazoa; Nematoda; Chromadorea; Rhabditida; Strongylidae.
AUCGAACGUCGUAAUCUAGUAAUUUUCGAUGAAGUUAAGCUCGGUUCCGGCGCGUUUGGAGCCGUUUACCUGGGGAAGCUUCUUGGCAAAUCGGUAACAAACAAGGAUGCCACGUCACCACUAGGUGUUAAUUUAAUGAGGGCAGAAAAUUGCCAGGUUGCUGUAAAGAUGCUGCCAGAGUAUGCCGAUGAUAUGUCCAGAAGCGAAUUUUUAAGGGAAAUUGGACUUAUGAAGACACUUGGAUAUCACGAAAGGCUUGUCAAUAUGCUGGCUUGUAUCACGGAGUCGGAACCACUCUGUCUCAUUAUUGAGUACUGCAGUGACGGAGAUCUACUGCGUUUUCUCCGAGAGCGAUGUAAAUACAUGAUGAAGGUAGUUUUUCUUCAAUCCAAUUAA